AUGGGAUCAAAUGGUGGCUCAAAUAUUACUCCAUUAAGAAAGACCUUGCCAUUGAGAGUUCUUAAACCUGAUGUGAACAACAUUAAGAAUCUUGCUCAGAAGUUGAAAAAAGUACAACGUAUAAUCUUUAUGGGGAAAUUCGGCAAGAUUCUUGAUUUACUUGAGGUUAAUGUACAAGUGGAUGCCCUUACAGCGUUGGCCCAAUUAUUUGAUCCUCCUUUUAGGUGUUUCAAGGAAUUUCAGUUGGCCCCAACGUUGGAGGAGUUCGAACUAAUAAUGAGAUAUCCGAUGAAGGGGAGUAAACCUUACCAAUACAUGGAACACUACCCCUCACUGAAAACAAUUGCUGAAAUGUUUGAUAUCCCUAUAAAGGAAAUAGAAGACAAUAGAACCAACAAAGAUAAUUUGAUUGGAUUUCCAAUAAAAUAUCUUGAGGAGAAAGCAAUAAACUUAGCAAGAGAUGGAAAAUGGGACACUUUCAUGGAUGUGCUUGCCUUAAUAAUAUAUGGAAUUGUUUUAUUUCCAACUAUUAAGGAUUUUGUGGAUUUCAUGGCGAUAUACGUCUUUUUGGCUUACAAGCAGAGAGGGGAGAAUCCAGUACCGACAAUUUUGGCUUACAUUUACUGCACGCUCGACUUCCGUCAUGAGAAAGAGGGGGGCCUAAUCCAUUGUUGCUCGCCAAUACUCUAUUUUUGGUUUGUCAAACAUAUUUUUCAAGACAUGCAUCAAUUAAAUACUAAGAGCAAAAAGGAAUGGGCCAACGUUCUAGCAAAUCUCAACGAAAGAACGAUUCAAUGUCCCUAUGUUGCAUUGAGACAAUUGGGUUAUCCUAUGAAAAAACCUCCAAUAAUGGAUGUAACAAAAUCUUUUGUUAUUCAUGGACGAGAUGUUUAUGAUGCUAGCUUGUUGAGAAUACGUAAGUCUUGGAGAGAUGUUGUUAGAAGAGGACAAGAAUUAGGGCCUAGAAGUUGUGGUAUAGGAGAGGAAUAUCAUAAUUGGGUGAAAAAGAGGGCAUUAGAGGUCAAGUUGCCUUUUCACAGCACCAUCAUUACUCCCAAAGUAGUAACAACAUAA
Messenger RNA from Cicer arietinum (chickpea), 1074 nucleotides. RefSeq lists its product as uncharacterized. The record is from RefSeq and is a predicted model, not a curated record. Lineage: Eukaryota; Viridiplantae; Streptophyta; Magnoliopsida; Fabales; Fabaceae.